Molecule: messenger RNA, 10818 nt
Organism: Leucoraja erinaceus (little skate)
Lineage: Eukaryota; Metazoa; Chordata; Chondrichthyes; Rajiformes; Rajidae
Product: HMG box transcription factor BBX
Exons: 13
Coding region: 1047-3326 (759 amino acids)
Biological process (GO): regulation of transcription by RNA polymerase II
Cellular component (GO): nucleus
Molecular function (GO): DNA-binding transcription factor activity, RNA polymerase II-specific; RNA polymerase II transcription regulatory region sequence-specific DNA binding
Source: RefSeq, a predicted model, not a curated record
GUGACUUGGUGCUAAUGGAGGGGAGAGGGAGCGAGUGAGUGAGUAGCCUGGUGUUGAGGGAUUGAGUGGCCUGAUGCUAAUGGAGGAGAGAGAGAGUGAGUGAGUGAGUGCAGGGCCGGCAGAGGGGAAAUGGCAGCGGCGCUGGCAGUUCUGUCUGUCUGUCUGUGACUGACUGACUCUGCUCUCGGCUUCCCCCAAGCAAGAUGGACUCUCGCACUCGCUGUCUUGUCAGCGCUCGCAUCGACAUUUUGCACACAGCCAUGCAAACUUGAGCUUGGCCUACUUUGCACCGCCACCGUGCUGCUGGGCGAGGGCGGCCGGGGCCCCCACUUACACGGGCACUCGCGGCUGGCUCUUGCAUUGUAACUUGGCCAGUGUACUUUUUGUUGUUGGGCCGGCUUGUGUCGAGCUGCCUGGACCAGAGGGGGGGGGGAGGAGGUUUGUCUGAUCUUGCAAGUCGUCCUUUUCCCAAACACCCCGUGUUUUGACGUUGGGUUACAGUGUACCUGUGUCGUGGUCUCAGAAAAGUGAUUGAUUUCCAAGUUAAUAUCAUUGUUCUGUGCCAGGGCAGACUGUAAAAUUACAGCAUAUUGUAGUGUUUUAAUACGUAAGGCGUAAGUGUACGUCCCAUGUGCCUGUAGAGUGUGUAGAGCACUGUCGCUGACAAGUCCUGUAACUACUGGCUGCUACCACUGAACCAAUCCACAGAGUUGGUCCACGGCAAAUUCGUCGCAUUUCGCCGGAUUAAUUAAACACAAGCACCAUUUUUAGCCAGUUCUGUUACCAUAAGUUUGCACUUUGAGUCAACGUGCGCAAGUUUUAAUUCAUGCUUAAGUUAAAUACGGGUGUAAUGCAGGGGUGUCGAGUAUUUCAAAACCUCAGAGAAUGCCAAUGUUUUCAAAACUUCGGUUCUUCCAAUCGCGUAUUGUCGAAAAUCAAUGUGCGGAGUCACUGCUCGAUGAAAGGUGGUGAUCAAGUGCGAAGGAGUUUGGAAAAGGUUCAUUCUCAUCACAUCAAUUUCCAUUUUAAUUGUUUGGCUUGCCACCAUGAAAGCCAGCAGCAGAAAUAAAGACCACUCAGCAGAUGGUGAUGGAACUGGGAAACGACCCAAACGGAAGUGUCUCCAGUGGCAUCCGCUGCUUGCCAAGAAGAUGCUGGACUUCUCUGAGGAGGAGGAGGAGGAUGAGGAGGAUGAAGACAUUGAUAAGGAUGCCCUGAUGAGUACCGAGGGUCUGGAACACGAGGCGGAUGAGACGGACGACGACUCUUCCGAGCAACGUGCCCGCAGGCCAAUGAACGCGUUUCUUCUCUUCUGCAAACGCCACCGCUCCCUGGUCCGUCAGCAGCACCCUCGUCUCGACAAUCGCGGUGCAACAAAGAUUCUAGCGGACUGGUGGUCUGUCCUAGAUCCAAAGGAAAAACAGAAGUACACCGACCUGGCGAAGGAGUACAAGGAUGCCUUUCUAAAAGCUAACCCUGGCUACAAGUGGUGUCCGACCACCAACAAGCCUCUGAAGAGUCCCUCGCCCACCGUCACCACCAGAAAGAAGCUGUGGACCUUUCCAACAGACCCCACAAAGGACUUUCCCAUUAUCAAGCGGGUGGUGAAUACUGAGGAAAUGCCACAAAUCAACUUUGCCAUGGCAGAUCCCACUCAAAUGGGAGGACUCAGCAUGCUGCUCUUAGCAGGAGAACAUGCCUUAACGGCCAAGGAGAUUUCCUCCGGCACGGUACAGCCAGGGGUUGUGGAGUCGACAAGACCGUGUGGGAAUUCAGCAUUGUUUCAGUUAGCAGAGAUGUGCUCGGAUCGGCUGGUUACAGAGGGAGUGAAGAAUGAGCCUGGGACAGAGAUGGAGGAGGAGCAGUGUCGGCCUGAGAUCCCGUCUGGCAAUCCGGCCCUCGGUACACAGAGCGAUGAUGAAGCUGGGCCCAAGGAGUGGAUCACCAACGACAAACCCUUGUCUUUGCUAACUGGCAAUUCUGUGACGAGUCUUAACAAAGGGGAAAAAAUGAAGAAGAAGAAGAAAAAGAAGAAAGUUAAACUCGAAUCUACCAAAGUUGAUAAACAGACAUUUAAAAAAAGUGGCAAGAAGCGGAAAUCAUUGGAUUCUGACAUUGAUAGCUUAAUGUACACUAUAGACGCUGUGGCUAAGGGUGACUGGGGCACUGAAAAGCCUUCGGGAAGUCCAGUGAAAAGUGCUCGAUGUUCACCAAAGUCAACGGAAAAUCAGUUGCACGUUGACUCCAGCCCACCAAAGAAAAAAAUGAAACCAAAACAAAUCAAAUUACCCGCAGAGAAGGUCUCCGAACUUGACAACCUCUCAAAGGUUUGCGAUCUUGAGAAGAUCGCCACCAGCCCCGUCAAAACUGAAAUGUUUCCUGUCACGGAUCAAAUACUUCCCCACGAUGCACUAAGUGAAGUGAAAGGUGAAAACAAGGAACUGAGUAAAAAAACAGAAGCCUCUGGGUCCCGCAAAUCUGAGCGUGCGUGCAAAGGUGCCCUGUAUAAGACUCUUGUGUCAGAGGGCAUGUUGACAUCUCUCCGAGCUAACGUUGAUAGAGGCAAGAAAGCUUCAGGGAAAGGGGGUUCCUCGGAUCACGAAGGAUGUUGGAAGGAGGAAGAUUGGACGUUUUCAAAUGUGGGGAGCAGUGGAACCAAAAAGUUGAAGAAAUUAAAACCGAAAGACGAAUCGGCUCUUGGGUUGGGGAACCUCGAGCAGGAGUUUGAAAAGAAGUUCAACAGCCUUCCACAGUACAGUCCGGUGACCUUUGAUCGCAAGAACACGACGGUGACGAGGAAAAAGAAGAAGACCAGGAGUGGAUCCACUGAGCAGCAGAAAUGUGAUAAAGCCAUAGUCCCACAAGACAGCAACUCUGAGGACCACGCAGGGAAGGUGGAGCUGGCCGCGGCCGUUCCAAGCCUCCUGGCGGCGACCCAGGAGCCGCUUGUUGGCAGCCAAAAGCGCAAGGCCAGAAGAACCAAGAUCACGCACCUGAUCCGGACAGCUGACGGAAGAUUGUCGCCAGCAGGGGAUCUAACAAAGGAGAAGGUCUCUUGUAAACCGGAGAAGAAGAGGCAGCAGCGGAAGGCGGAAGGUUUGACUGGGGUCCACAACAGCAGCUGGGGAACUGAGCAGGCAUGCAGUAUUUCACCAGAAGUGCAAACUACAUCAGCUAUCCCAGCCUUCUUCAGUUUAGCUGCCUUGGCAGAGGUGGCAGCCAUGGAAAAUGCACACAGAGGUCAGCGUGCGGUGUCUCUGAGCCACGAUGGGCAGCCCAAGGACAUGGCACAAACCCCAGUACUUAUCUCCUGCGCUGACCAGUAACCGGACGUUGGUUUGUACCCUGACGACAGCCUCAGCACCGGAGCGGAGGGAGCGCGCGCGCGCACGGCCUGACAUGGACUGCAGUGUGGGAGUGGACGGGCCACGGAAGCACACGAUGAGCCAGGCGGUGCCCAGAGACCGGCUCACAUGCAAACCGGGCUCACCCAGUCUCCUCAGCUUUUGCACCCAGUCUGAAGACAGCUUGGUUAUAUCGAACAUUGCUGUUACACACAAUACAAGGCCAUGAAACCCUCUGGCCCCUCUUGCAGACGGAUGCCACGCAAUUAGAGUGUGAGCUACUCAAAUCUGCUGCAACUAUUAGCUUUUCUCAAGUAACACUGAUGCACUGUGCUAGUCACUAGAUAUCGUCAACUUUUCCCUUUUUUUAAAAAAAAAGCACAUUAUUGUUUAAGUUUUACACAAAAAACUGUAUAAUCAUGAACUUCUGCCUAAUCGCUGAGAUGAUGGUGCAAAGAAAAUUGUUCUUAAAAAUACUUUACCGUUUGCUCAUUGCAUUAAGUAAUUUUAUUUCAACAGCAUCAUUAAUUAGUUGAAACUAUCUUCAUCUGUCGCUGAGUUUAAUAGUGAAUCUGCCUCGGAACAGAUGGUACUUAUUUUUACACACUUUUUGCUUGUGUUUUUUUUUUCAUCCCCUUUGUUUUUUUGCUUCCUCUUGCUACAGCUCAGUGGGCCAGCACGGGGUUAGUUUACUGGACAUGACUGUUUUCCUAGAUACUGUUAAGAUAUGUAAAAUAAUUUGCUUAUUUUUUUAAGCAAUUAGGCACUAAUAGUGGCAUAAAUCCUGUAAGCUUUCUAGGUCUCAACUGUUGCACUGCUGUGUUUUUUACAGUGGAUGAUCAUUAUGAUGGUUGUAGGGUUACUAAUUCAGAAAAUUACUGAAGAGAUAUUCAGGUUUUAUUUCAGAAGUUUAUUAGCACAAAGAGAUCCACUUCUUCUGUCCGACCAACAGCUAGAAUUACUGAUGUUUUGUACGACUUUGUUUAAUACAAGCUGUUUCCUUCCUAUAUUGGUUGAAGAUCAUGUUACCAGAAUGGAGAAUGAAUAGGGGAUGACAAAGAUCGUUUCAAAGCAGUUGUAUGUACGUGAAGGAUGGUGAAGUACUCUACCCACGCCAUGCCCUUCACUGUAGUACAGCUGUAAUUAAGUACCACACUUGUUGGCUCAAGUUCCUGACGCCAAUGAUACCAGAAGUUGGCGGUGCAAAUAUUACUCCAUUGCCGGAUUUUGGUCUUUGAUAAGACACUCAUGGAAGGAACAGGACCAGCUGAAGACAGCGGGCUUGGUUAUUUGAGGAGACGGGAGCUCGGAGUUGUAAUAAAACACUGCAAGUAACAUGAAACGGCACGGUUAUAAUGAAGCCCGUAUCUCCAAAGCAUUCCUACCGAUUGACUGUCUACAUUAGAUCAGAAGCAAUCCUAAAUUUGGCCCGGGCCGUAUGACUGAAAUCUAAACAAAGGCUUAUGUACUGGAAGUCCUCAUUUUAAUAUGACAUUUGUUGGUAAAAUUAAUAUAUUUCCAGCUAGUUUUAGUGGCAAUGUUAAACUUUAGCUAACAGUUUCAUCUUCUUAAACUAACAUUUCAGAUUGAUAGCCAAUAAAUAGAAACAGUGAACUCGGAAGAGUGGAACGAUAACAAGGAUAAUUCUUUACAUGCAAUAUACUUUUCAGAGCUCUGAAGGAAGAUAAACUUCAUCUAUUCUUGAUAAAAGCCUAUUCUAGAUUCAGCAGCAAUCUUGAUUGUCAGAUUAAUAUGCUCUCUGAGUAAAGGAUCUUAACUUGGCUUCAGGUGGACCGUGAGACUGAGGGUUUGACCAUUUGUCGUGCUGCCCUCAGGUAGAUGGUGGCCUUUCCCAGAACUUCCAAAGUAGAUGUGAGUUGCUUUCCGUGCCUGAAUGCUACAAGCCAUCAUGGCCCUGUUUUAUUCAUUUGCACUCGUGUGUUUUGUUUGUUUCAUCUCACUGGCAGUUGUACAUUUGAACUCUGUCCCAGAUAUUAUCUGCCAGUAUUGAGGGGCAAACAAAUCUACCACAUAGCACUUGUACCUGAGGGAUGAGCAAUAACUUCCAGCAGCAUGGGCCACUGGGAAUGGUAGCUACAGCACCCCGGGUGGGACCAGAACUCAGCUUGCCUGGGAUGGGUCGGCAGUGAGGUGUUUGUUUAAUGAAGGAGACACAGUGAAGGAGAGAGGUGGGGGAUACAUGGGGAAAAUAAUAGCGCUGAUUAUGUGCAGGAAUCAAAAUAACUCUUGAGUGGAGGGAGUUAUAUUAUCCACAGUACACAAAGCACAGAAACCUGGCUAGACCCACUUCAGAUGAGGGAAAGGUGUACUUCACCAUCACAACUAAUGGAGUGUAUGCACGUUGUCAUUGGACCUAGCACAGGGUUUAAUUGAAUGCUGUGUUUGCAUGUGAUUCACCUCUCAGCGUUGAAUACAGCGGGCAGAGUCAAGCUGAACAAUUGGCAAGUCCGAGACGUUGUCGACAUGCAUUGCACCCUGGGUCUCUGAAUAUCAUUCAGAAAAUUAAUCAAUUACUUCAGCAAAGUGAGGUGUGGGCUGGAAAUGCACAAGCUUUGGGGCGAUUGUCGGAAGCGACACUUAGGCAUUGGUUGAGGUGAGAAUUGCUGAUCUGGGUUGCAAUAGCAGAAGAGGCAGACAUGACUCGAGGCAGCUGAGACUGCCACUUAUUCUGAGCUGACACACAAGAUGGAUGCACUUUUCUCACCAGAACAAUACAGGGAGCUGUAAACAAACGUGCGUUUAAUUGUAAAUUGGCCGUUACUUUGUGCAGAAGCUGCAGAUUACAGGUGACGGUGAGGCCCAGAUAAUGUGCCCAGACGGCCCAUCCUGGUGACAUGAUCUUUCACACGCGCAGACAACGCCGCGCUUCAUACUAUAUUUGGUUUCUCCUUUUCACACACUAGCUGUAAAUAACAUCUUGUUAACGUUUUGUGAAAUUGUCAUCCUUUGCUUGUCAUUAGAAAUAACGUCUCUCCUUGUUGUAGAAACCAGCUUUUGCCCAAAGUCUAGCUAAUAUUUAAAAUGGAGAAGUACACAAAGUAACUGUAUUUAAAUGUUACAAUGCUUUUUCACAAGUUGAGUAUAAUGAUAAAAAUGUCUACUUUUUAUGCCUGACCAAGUAGAAUAUAAUUCAUUGUAUUUUUGCAUUUAUUUUGUUUGUUUUACUGUUAAGUGAAGUUUCCAUGACAUUGAUAGGUGGGAUAUCGAGUUCAUCGAUGACCCUUCUUUGAAUUAUAGCGAGAGAGUGUGACUAUUUUGAAGUAUAGCUUAUUGCACUUGAUAUCACUUUUUUUAGCAUGUGAAAAGACUGCAACAUUUGAUCACCAACAUAGACAUGUGUGAGGUUGUAACAGCGGUAAUUGGAUGCCCCAACUCUGCCAUGGUGCCUGUUCCUUGAGUGUGGCCAGUUGCUUACAAUGGACAACGUGAGAGUUAGUGGUCGAGGGAGAGCGGGGAGGACAGACACAUCCUCUCUGUAACGCUGCUUCUGUUGUCGCUGCAGUGGUGAGCACAGGGCGAGUUUGCUGUCAAUGCCACAGUUGUACAGCAGGGGGCAGUAGGAUGAAUGUUGUUGUCUGUAGAGAUGUCUCGUUGAUAACUGCUCUGAAACAUCUGCCCAUUCACUUUGGCCCUUGUGUGCAUCUGAAGGGAUAAACGUGUGAGAAUAGGGUCUGUGCCAGAACCUUCUCCAGGCCUACGCCCCAAUACCAUAACUUUAGAAGAAGUUUGAUAGAGAGCCGAUAUUACCCGGUGAACGUGAGGCUGUGGGAGGAAGAGUAGGGAUCAUCACCGUGAACAGCAGGCGAUGAACCUUCAUCACCAUCACCUGCAAAUGGAUGCUUUCCUCAUGGCAUUUCAUUCAUUGGCAUCUUGAUAUUGGAAACAUUUACCAUUGGAAACAUUCCUCAAAUAUUUAUAAAUCAGGGUUGCAUAUUACCAAACGUCAUUCUGAUUAUUUGUUUUAAAUGCUGAAUCGUUGAGGAUUGAGUUAUCAAAUCAAUUCAGAGAUGAUUGUGACCACAACAAUCCUUCUAUCACUACUACAUCCACGUAAGUUGCAAUAAUUCUGUGAGGCUCCUAAACUGUUCCACCCACUGGGACUGCUUGUGAUUAAUGUGUAACUAAAAUGAUAUCAUGUCCCCUACAUGUUACUUCCUUCGUUUUAGUUACCUAAGAAUUUAUUUUAAUCUGUAGGGGAAAUGUCCGGACAGUCACAGCAUGGUUUGUACAGAGACUUAUCUAAUCUUCAAUGUAAGUGUUUUACUUACAAAGCAUCACAUGCAUCAUUUAUAUUUGUGUAUUUGAAGUAGCUUUUGUUACGAAGAAAUGCAAUGACCAGUCACAAUUUCCAUUGUGAGUGUAAUGGGUGAGGCAGUAAGGAUCGUCUUGUGUGUGUAGCGGGAGUUCAUACUCCUAGGAAGGAAGGAAGGAAGGAGGCAGUUGAACCUUCUUUAAGGCAUAACUCCGUUAUCUAUAAAGAUGGGAGAUGUGUCUCGUUCUGAUUGGAAACUUAGCCCAGUUACGUUUGUUUGAGACCAAGUUGAUGUCACUCAAUUUUUCUGACCCUGUGUCAUACAAAUAAAUAAUUGUUGCAGAGAAUUAAUAGGCUUGUUGUUAAAGAAUACUCUGAUUAGAAUGGGAAUGGCAACAAACUAUUGCUGCCUGUAAUUAAUAAUUUAUUCAGACAAGAGAACGAGGGAUAUUGCUCUUCACUUCUAGAUAGAAUUUCAUCAUUCAGCUCUAACAUGCACAAUUUUAUUGGAGAUGUUUAUUUUAAAUGGUUAGAACUUUAACAGAUAAUAUAACUUGUCAUUUCCUUUUUAUCUUCAAUUGUAAAGCAUAGAUUAGCAAACAAAGCAGGGAUUGGUUUGGCCAAAAACGAUAAGGUUUCUCUGAAAUUGGAACUGAAAACAAAUGUGGCUUUACAAAAUGUAAACCCUUUGAUAUUGUCAUGUCUUAGUUAUAUAAGUGCUGUAGCAACAUAUUUGUAGCCAAAAGAUUCAUUUGCAAUAGCGUUUCUUACACAUUGUUUAAGAAAAAUGUAAUUUUGGAAAAUCUAGAUUUGAAAGAAAAGUCCGUCUACCGAGCCUGUUAUGUGUAUGAACGUGUGUGUUUAUAUCAGACUCGUGUGGUCACAGGUUGCAGCUUUGACCAUAAUAACUGGACCAGUAAAAUACCCAAUUAAUGAUAGAGAGGAUAUUCAGUGAUAAGCUGGUGCUUACCUGCCGUUAAACACAGGUAACUUGCACAGGUGGCCAGCACAGGUGGCCUGCAGGGAGGCAGAGAGCAGUGUAAUGCACCCAAUGUGUUGACCAAAUCCAUGGUGCAAUUUCAUAAUUUAUUAGCACAAAUUAGUUUUGGCCAAUUAAAAUGAUUCCAGUCGUGUAUUUGUAAAUGGUAACUCAGCAAUAGACUGAAAUAUUUAAUUUUUUUGGAUGGGGAUAGAUUGAUGUAAUAAUGUAUAGUUGAUUUUAAUUUUAAUACCAAAAAUACAGGGAUGUUUCCUGAUUCACAAGAAGUAUUAAAGGAAUUGUAUUUCAUUAGAAUAAACAGCAGAUAGUCAAAUACCGCAGAUAGUCAGAACCAUGUUGAUUAGUUUAAAGGUUCAGCAUUAGUUUCUGUCAAUAUAUAAACCACAACCUUUAGGCUUUGGUUGAAAUAUCAUCAAAGUGUUUUAAAGGAAGAUUAGUCCACCCACCAAUCAUCCCAGACCAACAAGUACAUUUCAGUAUUUGUCUAAUGCUUUUUGCACUUAAAAUAGAAAUCGCUAAUAUUUGAAUUAAGCAAGAUAAAUAACACAGCAACUUGCGUAUUUAAUGCUUCAUUAAUAUCAAACAAUUAGAAAUAAGGAACUUUGAACAGGAAGCGUCAUUGUUACUCUUGUGUCCACCAGUCACAAUGUAAAUCCAUUAUGAAGCCUAAAAAACAAUCAUUUACAUUAAAAAGUAAUAGAUUUAGUUUGAACUCCAAAUUUGUUGUGUAAAUUCCAUUCUAGGAUUUCACGUAAUUUUGAUUCCAAUCAAAGUCUAGAUUGAAGCCGUUAUUGAAAUAGAGCCAUGUUAUGACUUUCUUUGGUUCUCUGAAUUAAAUGCUAACUCGCCAAUAUUUAGCAGUGUGUGGAGAUGUUUCUUGAAGUGAACGUCCACUCUGCCAGACUGGGCUGGACUGUCCAGCCACUAACUUUCCUUUCCUGUGGGGAAACUACCCACAUCCCUGCAUGAACCGGUGGUUUUGAUAUUAAUACUGCAUUAGGAGAGGGAGAUCACAAUCAGCAGUUCUUCCCUUCAGUUGUUGGAGACCUUUGAUCCACAUUGAUUGUACCGCUAACAUGAAAGUUCAGAGUUUCAGAUGUGUCACUGUAAACAUCGCUACCCAUCGUGCCAUUACGGCAUGUAAACCAUGGAAAACUCAGGAAGGGACUGAUCAAAUUCCUGGAUCAGGCACUUUACGGCAUAACUUCAUUCACCAAAACAUUGACAUUACAUUUCCCGCAAUACAAUUCCUCACUCAGAUCCAAACGCCAGAGGCUGCGGCUCUUUGCUCAGUGCUGGUCCCAGAUACAACGGGUCUCUUUGGACUUUGUUGUCUGUGUCAACACACACCCAAAGAGCAGGACAUUGAAAGACAAGAAAUCCCCCAUCGGCUGUGAAACCUGAGAUCCACUGCAGUGAGUUAAUUGAUGUUCAGGGGUCCUGGCUCACCUUGUGCUACAGGGAGACCACCAUGCUUGGAAAUGGCUCUUGUGGUUUGUCAGAUGGUGGUGUUUAAAAUCACCUGCAGCCUUGGUAACCAGAGCAGUGGUGGUGAUCAUCAACAUAUUGAAACAUUUGCCUUUUUUACUAUUGUUGCAGGCAACAAAGUAGAUGCCGCAGCAUUUAGCUGCACUGUGUUCCACAGAGUACUACAGUUCAUAAUAUACAUUGAAAGGGUUAAUGGCAUGACUGUUGUCGUUGCUGAAUCUUGCAGGGAACAGGGAUUGUAAGCUACUUGGUGAAACACACUUACGGUAACUGGGGGACUGCAGUGGGUCAUCGCUUCGAUGUUCCUGGAAGAGUCAUUUCAGUGAAGUAUAAUUCUGAAAAAGUGAAGCAGAAUUCUUGGUGAUGUUAGGAUAUCCCUAUUACAGGAGAAUCAGUUCCUGUUACAGAUGGUGCCUGUGUACAUAGCUCCUUUGUAUUGCUUUGAGCAGAGUCCCGUAUAUAUUUCUUACUAAUAUGCUCUGUAGAAAUUGAAUUCAGAAAUUUUACUACUGAUAAUUAAGAGUUUAAAGCCACUAAUUAUAUAAAAGUUGCAUAAUUUGACAGAUGAUCAUUUUAUAUUGCGUACUGUUUAUUGCCUGUGUUUAGUUUUGUGACUGAAACCGUUUUCCUUUCCCUCUGUUAUAAUGCUGUAUGCUGCUGCAGUGUUAUUCUCGCAUUAUUUCCUAGCAGGCAAUAAAGCAUAUUGUACAGUA